CCCAUGUUAUCCCAAAACCUACCUUCCUCUCUGUUUCUCUCCACGAUUAAAUUAUCCAGCCCUUCAUGUCAUCCCCAACCAGCCAACUUUCUACCAAUCUAAUAGCAUAACCCAGACCCAAUUGCAUAAACUAAACCAAAGCCCAUCUGCAUGCAUCCGACAAUCAAAACAACAGCAAACAUAUUAAAAUUAAAAAGCAAACCUGUUCUUUGGAUCCAGAUCUCAUGCUUUUCUACUAUAAACAAAACAUGGGGUUCCUCCCUCUACAAUCCCAACACAGAUCAUCUCCUCUCCCCUUCUCCCAUCACCAAUGCCUUCAAACCCACAAUCACUGUCCUCUAGUUUCCACACCUUCAGUUCCAUAAUUCUUCUCCUCCUCACCAUAAUCUCUUCCUUCUUGUGCUGCCUCUCUAUUGAUGACCAAGCCCUGGCUCUCUUAUCAUGGAAGCAAACUCUCAACAGCACCACAGAUGCACUCAGGUCAUGGAAGCCUUCGGACCCCGAUCCAUGCAAAUGGUUCGGCAUCGCCUGCAAUGCCAAAUCCGAAGUCAUCGGCCUAAGCUUGAAGUCAGUGAAUCUUCAAGGUCCAUUGCCUUCAAAUUUCCAAUCUCUCAAGUCCCUGAAGACACUCAUUCUUUCUGCCACCAACCUCACUGGCCCAAUCCCAAAAGAAUUUGGAGACUACCAGGAGCUGGCCUUCAUAGACAUCAGCAGAAACCAAAUAUCCGGCGAGAUCCCAGCAGAGAUCUGCAAGUUGAACAAGCUUGUGUCUCUCUCUCUGAAUUCCAAUUCUCUGCAAGGAGCCAUUCCCUCUGACAUUGGCAACCUCUCAAGCCUUACUUAUCUAACUUUAUUUGACAAUAAUCUCAGUGGUGAGAUCCCACCCACCAUUGGAAAACUACAGAAGCUGGAAGUUUUCCGUGCCGGGGGGAACCAAGAUCUCAAAGGCAUAUUGCCUCCAGAGAUUGGAAACUGCAGCAACCUUGCCAUGCUGGGCCUCGCCGAAACCGGUAUAUCAGGGAGCCUCCCUUCCACAAUUGGAUUGCUGAAGAAGAUCCAGACCAUUGCUAUCUACACUGCCUUCCUCUCAGGUCCAAUCCCAGAAGAGAUUGGCAAUUGUACUGAAUUGACAAGCUUGUACCUGUAUCAGAAUUCUCUGUCAGGUUUCAUUCCAGCACAGCUUGGCGAGGUCCAAAAGCUUCAGAGUCUACUCUUAUGGCAGAACAACUUGGUGGGAGCGAUCCCUCCGGAGCUGGGGCGAUGCAAAGAGCUUGUUCUUGUGGACUUGUCACUGAAUCUUCUUACUGGAAGCAUACCUAGAAGCAUCGGGAACCUCUCAGAGCUUCAACAGCUUCAGUUGAGUAGUAAUCAGCUGACAGGUCUGAUACCACCCGAAAUCUCCAACUGCACUGCUCUGACCGAUCUCGAGGUGGACAACAACUGGCUCUCCGGCGAGAUCCAGAUAGAUUUUCAGAAAUUGGAAAAUCUCACCCUGUUCUAUGCCUGGCAGAACAGGCUGACAGGGAAUAUUCCGGCGAACUUGGCCCGAUGCCACAACCUUCAAUCGCUCGAUCUCUCUUACAACAAUCUGACCGGGCCGAUACCGAGGGAACUCUUCAGGCUGCAGAAUCUUACCAAAUUGCUCCUCCUGUCCAAUGAAUUGUCAGGAUUCAUACCACCGGAUGUCGGGAACUGUACUAGGCUCUUCCGGCUCCGGCUGAAUGGUAACCGGCUUGCGGGGGCCAUCCCCGCCGAGCUUGGUAAUCUAAAGAACCUCAAUUUCCUUGACUUGAGCAACAACCGGCUCAUAGGUCAGAUCCCACCGGCGGUAUCAGGAUGCGAGGAUCUCGAAUUCCUCGAUCUUCAUUCGAAUGCUCUCAAUGGAGCCUUGCCUGAUUCAUUCCCAAAGAACCUCCAAUUCAUUGACGUCUCGGAUAACAGGAUCACCGGUCCGCUGAGUCCCGGCAUCAGGUCGUUGCAGGAGCUGACCAAGCUUAUCGCCGGGAGGAAUCUGCUAUCCGGCAGGAUUCCGGUGGAGAUUGGAUCCUGCAGCAAGUUACAACAGCUGGAUCUCGGUGACAAUGCUUUCUCCGGUGAGAUACCGCCGGAAUUAGGCCAGCUUCCAUCCCUCGAAAUCUCACUCAACCUCAGCUGCAACCAUUUCACUGGUGAGAUUCCAAGCGAAUUCUCCGGCCUGGGGAAGCUCGGCUGCCUCGACAUCUCCCACAACGAGCUCACCGGGAACCUCGACGCACUAGCCUCGCUCCAGAACCUUGUAGCUCUGAACAUUUCCUUCAACACCUUCUCCGGUGAAUUGCCAGACACCCCGUUCUUCCGCAAGCUCCCACUCUCCGAUCUCGCCGGAAACCAUGGCCUGUUCAUCUCUGGCGGUCCCACGGCCCAUGAGGACUCAUCUAGCAGGACCACCAUCUCUGCCCUGAAGCUCGCCAUGUCGGUCCUCAUCAGUGUAAGCGUCGUGCUGCUCCUGAUGGCCGCCUACGUGCUGGUUCGCACUCGCACCAGCCUGCGUGGAGAUGCAGAUGGUGGCGCAUGGGAGGUCACUCUGUAUCAGAAGCUCGAUUUCUCGGUGGAGGAAGUAGUCCGGGGACUAACGUCGGCGAAUGUGAUCGGAACAGGAAGCUCGGGGGUCGUCUACAAGGUCAGAAUUCCGACAGGCGACACGCUGGCCGUCAAGAAGAUGUGGUCGUCGGACGAGUCAGGGGCGUUUACCAAUGAGAUCACUGCACUGGGAUCGAUACGGCACCGGAACAUCGUCCGGCUACUGGGAUGGGGAGCGAAUCGGAGCACGAAGCUACUGUUCUACAACUAUUUGCCGAAUGGGAGCCUGAGCGGGUUCCUUCACCGGAGCGGGAAGGGGGUGGCAGAGUGGGAGGCGAGAUACGAGAUUGCGGUUGGGGUGGCGCACGCCAUCGCCUACCUGCACCACGACUGCGUGCCGGCCAUCUUGCAUGGCGAUGUGAAGGCCAUGAACGUUCUGUUGGGGCCAAGAUUUGAGCCAUACCUGGCGGACUUUGGGCUGGCUAGAGUUUUGACCCGGGUUAAUGAUGGUGCUUAUGCUAGCAAGUUGGAUUCCAAGGCUCCUCGCAUUGCUGGGUCUUAUGGAUACAUAGCUCCAGAGUAUGCUUCGAUGCAACGAAUCACGGGGAAGAGUGAUGUCUACAGCUAUGGUGUUGUUCUGCUUGAGGUCCUCACAGGAAGACAUCCUUUGGACCCUACACUUCCUGGAGGAGCUCACUUGGUUCAAUGGGUCCGUGACCACUUGCACAGCAAGCGAGACCCAAGAGAUCUUCUUGACCCACGGCUCAGAGGCAGUCUGGACCACCAGAUACAAGAAAUGCUGCAAGCACUUGCCAUCUCAGUCCUCUGUACUAGUCCUCGCGCCGAUGACCGGCCCACUAUGAAGGAUGUUGCUGCAUUGCUUAAGGAGAUCAGACGACCGGUGAUCGAUGAGCCUAAGGAGGCCACCAUCGAUGCUGCCACCGCCGCUUCUUCGGACAGGAGCAUGGCCCUGCCGGGCUCAUCGAAUUGCUCAUUAGCGAUGUCUGAUUACUCCGACUGAAGUAGGAUUGAUAGCUUGUUAAUGGUAAAAAUUUUUGUAAUGACCUAUGGUUUUACAAGGUUUGCUUGCAUUAAAAGCCACAAGUGAUGUCUUGCUUGCCCUUGUGAAUCACAUUAAUCUGUUAGAUAAUGUAGCUGUAUUGGCUGAA
Messenger RNA from Elaeis guineensis (African oil palm), 3728 nucleotides. RefSeq lists its product as uncharacterized. The record is from RefSeq and is a predicted model, not a curated record. Gene Ontology annotation, biological process: protein phosphorylation. Lineage: Eukaryota; Viridiplantae; Streptophyta; Magnoliopsida; Arecales; Arecaceae. Gene Ontology annotation, molecular function: protein kinase activity; protein binding; ATP binding.